UGCAAGCCGAGUGACAUCACUCUACGGCGAUUGGUACCGCUUCAUUUCAUUUCUUCCCGCCUGGUCGAGAGGACGCGAUGACACGGCGCGAGACACGACAGUGGGACGCGACAAUGGGCGAGCGAGAAAACAGGCAUGAGUGGCCUAUGGACUGCCAUGACUUGCUUGAAGCGGAUCGUGCUAGCUGGCCACAUCUUCCUAGUGGAGACGAGAGAUCCCCGCUGGCUGCUCUCCUCUGCUGCCUGGCUUGACCAUCGGCCACUGAGCACGAGCCAAGGCGGGGGGGAAGAAGCGCGGGCUGGGCCGAGCGCGUGCCUCCACGGUAGACUAGAAUGGGUUUCAGGCAGGAGGCACUGCAGCAGAGUCAUCGCUUACGCAUUGAUCAGACGAGAUACACCUCGCCCCGGGGUCUUCGCCCUGCCCUUCGCGCUGCCUGGCCCAGUCGCCUAUUGCUGCCAGAGCUCGCCCUCUUCUUCUUCUCACCUCUACUGCACUCCACUCCACUGCCCCUGCUUCUGUCUCUGCUUCUUCUCGCAGCACCCAAACAUCUAGACACUACACGCGUACCCUGCAGUCCUCAUCCACACUCUUUGCUUCCCUUCUCCUUCUUUCUCUCUUUCAUCCUCUCUCGCAUCUUCCUUCUCCCCCUCACACACAAUGGCAAGCGAAGCAACCACCACGGGCGGAGGACCCGCUUCAAAGGAGCAGCCUCAACGUCAGGCUGCUCAAAAGGCUGAGAAGAAUGUGACCGAGGAGCUCCUUGGAGAGGACGAAGAUGAUGAAG
This is a messenger RNA of Microstroma glucosiphilum, 784 nucleotides long. RefSeq lists its product as hypothetical. The transcript has a single exon. The record is from RefSeq and is a predicted model, not a curated record. The coding region runs from base 136 to 552 and encodes 138 amino acids. NCBI's taxonomy places the organism in Eukaryota, Fungi, Basidiomycota, Exobasidiomycetes, Microstromatales, Microstromataceae.